AAGCUGGACAGCUUUUGUACAGCUAAUAAAGAUCUGUUCUCCUGCAGCUGAUCAUCAGGAGGAGGAGAGUCUGACGGAGCAGCAGAGGAACAUUUUCAGCCUCUACAGAGGAAACAAUGAGUUCAACACAACAGGACCCACAUGGACCGAGAAGUCAGCGCUCUCAGGAGGCUGACAAACCUCACAGAAGGAAGAGAGGAAAAAAAUACACCUGUGAUGAAUGUGGGAAGAAUUUUAGUAGAAAGUUUAACUUAAAAAGUCAUGAAGUUAUCCACACUGGAGAGAGACUGUUCAGCUGUGACUUGUGUGAAAAGUCUUUUACCCAGGCUGGACACUUAAAAACACACCAACUCAUCCACAGUGGAGAGAAACCGUACAGCUGUGAUCAGUGUGGCAAAGCUUUUACUUGCAGUAGCCAUUUAAAGAGUCAUCAAGUUACCCACUCUGGAAUUAAGGCAUACGGCUGUGACUUUUGUGGAAAAACUUUCAGCCAGCUAGGGAACAGAAAUAUACACCUACGCAUUCACACUGGACAAGAUGUGUACUGCUGUGGUCAGUGUGGUAAAAAGUUUACAAGAAACGCACAGUUGCAACAGCACAUGUUUACCCACACUGAGGAGAAACCUUAUCAAUGUGACCAGUGCGAUAAGACUUUUAAAGCUCCACGUUACCUGAAAGCACACCAACAGAUCCACAGCAGAAAGAGACUCUACAAGUGCAGUUACAGUGAGGACCAACAUGGACCGAGAAGUCAGCGCUCUCAGGAGGCUGACAAACGUCACAGAAGGAAGGGAGGAAAAAAAUACACCUGUGAUGAGUGUGGGAAGAUUUUUAGUAGAAAGUUUAACUUAAAAAGUCAUGAAGUUAUCCACACUGGAGAGAGACCGUUCAGCUGUGGGUUGUGUGGAAAGUCUUUUACCCAGGCUGGAAACUUAAAAACACAUCAGCUCAUCCACAGUGGAGAGAAACCAUACAGCUGUGAUCAAUGUGGCAAAGCUUUUACUUGCAGUAGCCAUUUAAAGAGUCAUCAAGUUACCCACUCUGGAAUUAAGGCAUACGGCUGUGACUUUUGUGGAAAAACUUUCAGCCAGCUAGGGAACAGAAAUAUACACCUACGCAUUCACACUGGACAAGAUGUGUACUGCUGUGGUCAGUGUGGUAAAACGUUUGCAACAAAUGCAAAAUUGCAACAGCACAUGUUUACCCACACUGAGGAGAGACCUUAUCAAUGUGACCAGUGCGAUAAGACUUUUAAAGUUCCCAAUUACUUGAAAGUACACCAACAGAUCCACAGCAGAAAGAGACUCUACAAGUGCAGUUACAAUGAGCUCACAGAGUCAAAGUCUGACUUGGUUGGAAAGCUGCAGGAGAAAGUCUAAGUGAAAUGAGCCGUAUGAAAAAUGAACAGACACACAAGUGUCCAAAAAUGACCAGCCAUUCGGAAAACCUCCCAAAACUCCUGCAGAGCCACACAGAUGGAUCCAAUUCUCAACCCUGUCAUCGCUGUGGUGGUUUUGCUGUGACCUUUGGUGGAAAACCUUCAAUCAUCAACAGAGCCUAAAAACACAUCAGAGUAGAAACACUAGACACAAACUGAACUGCUGCAAAGAAUGUGGGAGAAGCUUCCUCUCAACAAGUAAAUUAAAAGACCAUGACUUCAUCCACAGUGGGGUUAAAAAGCACCUCUGUGACCAGUGUGGGUAAUCAUUUACCACUACAGGUGAACUUAAAGCACACAAGCGAGUCCACACAGCAGAGAAACCAUACAAGUGCAGACACUGUGAGAAAAGUUUCUCACGAUCAAGGCAUCGUAACCUUCAUGAACGUACACACACUGAAGGGAACUACAGCUGUGACCAGUGUGACAAGAGCUUCAGGAAUCUCGAUUCAUACUCCCGUCACAAACGAUCCUACGCUGCAAAGAAACUGUUUCACUGUUACCAAUGUGCAAAAACAUUUACUUCAUUAUCUGCUCUGUGCAAACAUCAGUGUGAUCAUGCAGGGCUGAAAUCAUUCCCAUCAUAGGAUCACAAUGAAUCUGCAGACACCCAAAGAUCCUCUUCUGGUUGCACACUCAAACUUGAAAACCUUGAGAUCCAGAUCCACAAAAUUCCGAUGGAAUUACCUGUAAAGAGUGUCAGCUAAUUUCACACUUGGAUUUGAUGAGGUAGCUCUGAUUUCUGGACUUGCAGUGAAUAAUCCUGAAUCUGACAUUUAUGAAGCUGCAAGUACAGAUAUAUACAUCAGUUUUUCUUUGUCUUUGAAAAACUUUAUUAUUGCUCUAAAAUGUUUUCUGAGUUGCAUUUUAAUUGGAGACCCUGUCCUUGGUUAUGAAUGUUCCCAGGUAUUUAACAUUGAUUCAUGCAUCAU
Messenger RNA from Archocentrus centrarchus (flier cichlid), 2370 nucleotides. RefSeq names its product zinc finger protein 616-like. NCBI's taxonomy places the organism in Eukaryota, Metazoa, Chordata, Actinopteri, Cichliformes, Cichlidae. Gene Ontology annotation, biological process: regulation of transcription by RNA polymerase II. The coding region runs from base 117 to 1379 and encodes 420 amino acids. The record is from RefSeq and is a predicted model, not a curated record. Gene Ontology annotation, cellular component: nucleus. Gene Ontology annotation, molecular function: RNA polymerase II cis-regulatory region sequence-specific DNA binding; DNA-binding transcription activator activity, RNA polymerase II-specific. The transcript is spliced from 4 exons.